Molecule: messenger RNA, 252 nt
Organism: Necator americanus (New World hookworm)
Lineage: Eukaryota; Metazoa; Nematoda; Chromadorea; Rhabditida; Ancylostomatidae
Exons: 3
Coding region: 1-252 (83 amino acids)
Source: RefSeq, a predicted model, not a curated record
AUGCCAAAUUGUCCAGCUUGUAACAAACCGGUUUACUUCGGUGAGCGCGUCACCUCGCUCGGCAAAGAUUGGCACAGACCAUGCCUCCGGUGUACUAAUGAAUCCUGCAAGAAAACCUUAACAUCCGGCGGCCAUUCUGAGCGUGAGGGCAAACCAUACUGUAAUCAAUGCUAUGGCGCUCUGUUUGGUCCAAAGGGAUAUGGUCACGGAGGCACCGAGAGCCAUACAUUCCAUGGCGGAGCGACAGGAUAA